Molecule: messenger RNA, 1563 nt
Organism: Penicillium diatomitis
Lineage: Eukaryota; Fungi; Ascomycota; Eurotiomycetes; Eurotiales; Aspergillaceae
Exons: 2
Coding region: 1-1563 (520 amino acids)
Biological process (GO): transmembrane transport
Molecular function (GO): transmembrane transporter activity
Source: RefSeq, a predicted model, not a curated record
AUGGAGAAGUCCGACAUCACUCAUGUCGAGAUCGCCAAUGAUGCUUCCCUUUCUGGGCAUCCAGGUGAUGGACAAGUUAAGCUCAUGCGCGAUGGCGAGGUGGUGUUGAUUCCAACGCCAACAUCUGACCCUAGAGAUCCAUUGACACGAUCGGUUUGGAGCAAAUGGGUCUUCCUGGUCAUCGUUUCCGCAUGGAGUUGCACGGCUGUCGUCCUGGCCUCUGGAAUGGGUUCCAUCUUCACCUCGAUUCUGGCAUCCUAUCCGGGCCAGGAAGCUCGAGCCAAUGAUCUUAUGACCUAUCCAACUCUGUUCAUGGGGAUUGGAAACCUCAUCGCCAUGCCCUUUGCUUUCACCUGCGGACGUCGACCGGUCUUUCUUGUCUCGAUGGUUUUGCUUGUCGUUGCCGGCAUUUGGUGCCAGUGCUCGACGAGUCUUGGAAGCCACAUCGCCGGUCGGAACAUCAUGUCCCUUGCCGCCGGUCAGAGUGAAGCCUUGUCGCCAAUGGUCAUUCAGGAGAUUUUUUUCCUACACGAGCGUGGCCGCAAGGUUGGAUGGUUCAUUUUCAUCCAGAACAUUGCCGCCGGCGUCUUCUUCGUUGUCUCCACCUACAUGGUCAGCAGCUGGGGAUGGCGGUGGUGGUACGGAUUCUUCAACAUCAUGAAUGCCGUCAUCGGUAUUUUUGCUUUCUUGUUCCUCUUCGAAUCCAAGUUCGACCGCACCGAGGAAGCGAUGCGCGGUGAGCCGGUGCUGAACUCCAAGAUCGCGGAACACCAGGCGGUUGUUGAGGAGGUUGAAGAACCCACGCCACGCAGUUGGAAGAACGAUCUCAAGCCAUUCUCAACCAAGCCUACUCUGCGUGAGAUACCCACAUUCUACAAGCAACUGCUUCAGGGAUUCUGUAUUCCUACCAUUCUUUGGCUCCUCCUGCUCAAUGGUGCCCACCUGGGCGUGUACAUAUUCCAGGCCGCUACCUUUGCGGGGAUCUUGACGGCUCCUCCCUUCGGCUUCAGCUUCGAAUCUUUGGGCUACGUUCAAGCGGGUCAGCUUGUUGACUGUCUUGUCUUCCUGCCACUUCUGGCCUACGGAAGUGAUCUGGUUAUCAAGCAUCUGACCGCUCGCAAUGAUGGCCUCUACAAGCCAGAAUACCGUCUUCCGGUCAUCAUCAUCCCCGUGAUUGUCGGUGUCAUUUGCAGCGUCUUUUACGGACAAGCUGCUGCUCACCCUGAGAGGUAUAGUCCAGCGGCAAUUAUCAUCGGCUACAAUGCGAGCUACUUUGCUUUCCUGGGAGCGAACAUCGUUGGUAUUACUUAUGCCGUGGACAGCUUCCCUCUCCGCGCCGCGCCAUUCUUGGUCGUCAUCUGUGCUGGAAGAGGGUUUAUCUCCUUCGGCCUGAGUUAUGCCACACUGCCUGCUAUCAAAACUGUGGGAUAUGACUGGACGAUGGUCAUCGAGGUCAUAAUCUGCGGUGUCCUCGCACUCAUGGCGAUUCCAGUGUACGUGUUUGGACCUCGUCUUCGAGUGUGGGCUGGAGCUUGGAGUGGCGGCAGCGAGGCGACGAAGUAG